Messenger RNA from Letharia lupina, 783 nucleotides. RefSeq lists its product as uncharacterized. Bases 1 to 783 code for a protein of 260 amino acids. Lineage: Eukaryota; Fungi; Ascomycota; Lecanoromycetes; Lecanorales; Parmeliaceae. The transcript has 5 exons. The record is from RefSeq and is a predicted model, not a curated record. Gene Ontology annotation, molecular function: protein binding.
AUGCUCCAAAGUGUCGAACUCGGGUCAAAUCAAGUGGUCGAGGCGCAGGUGGCUGCAAAAUCGGACAAAAGCAACGACCCUACUAUCAGAUGUACAAUCGAUACGGGGAAAGCUGCUGAGCAGCUUGGCCAUUAUCAAUUUGUGGGCGCUGCAUCGCCUUGGGACGUGAACGAUCAUGGGUCAUCGGCGCUUUACUUCGCUGCCGUAUCGGGUGAUGUUGGUCUCUGUAGAUUUCUGAUAGAGCAAGGCGCCGACCCUCUGUUCGAGAAUCAAUACCACACGUCUCCGCCUGAUAAAGCCGCCGAUAUUGCCGUCUCAUUUGGUCGCAUCAACUGCACCAACACGCUGCAAUUCAAGCCCCUGCACAAGGCUGUGCUCGGCCUCGUUCCUCUCCCUUUGGGACCUCUCCUUGACUGCUCUACUGCAGACAUCAACGUCCAGGACCGAGAAGGUCGUACUGGUCUAUCAUGGGCAAUCACAAGGGACGACAUCGAAUCAUCGAGGCUCCUGCUUGGACACGGCGCCGACGUCAUCAAAUCGGACAACCGAGGGUUCGGUCCAAUUCAUUCUGCCAAAAGUCUUCCCAGUCUCAAAUUGUUGCUUGAUCACAACUUGGACAUCAUGUCGAAAACAGCAGUGGGCGCUACACCCCUCCACUUUGUCUCUAGAUAUGGCCGUCACGACAUGAUAGAACCGAUGGUGAAAGCUCAUGCAGAUCAAAAUGCAGAAAAAGAGCGGAACAUCAUCCAUCUGGCAGCAAUUCAUGGAGAUCGCACAAAAUAG